This is a messenger RNA of Saxophila tyrrhenica, 510 nucleotides long. RefSeq lists its product as uncharacterized. The record is from RefSeq and is a predicted model, not a curated record. Gene Ontology annotation, molecular function: carbon-sulfur lyase activity. The transcript has 3 exons. The coding region runs from base 1 to 510 and encodes 169 amino acids. Lineage: Eukaryota; Fungi; Ascomycota; Dothideomycetes; Mycosphaerellales; Extremaceae.
AUGGCACCAUAUAUUCCCCUGGGCGGAGACGGAUACUCCAAUGACAAAGAAGCAUCCGCAACAUGCUACUGCGGCGCCGUGCAGAUUGCCGUUCCCAUCGAAGGCGAUGGCCUCGUCGAUACCUUCCUCUGUAACUGCACCGACUGCCGCAAGAUCACCGCCUCGAUGUUCGCCUCCAACUUCAUCGUCAAGGACUCUGCGAUGAAGCACAACCGCGGCGAGGACAAGCUUACCAAAUUCUCUCAAGCCGACACGAUCGCGACGGGCAACAACAUGACCAACUUCUUCUGCUCUGUUUGCGGGACCUUGAUGUAUCGACGUAGCUCUGGUUUCCCGGGCAUGAGCAUCCCACGAAUCGGGACCAUCGACGACUUCAACCUGCAUGAGACGAAGUUCAAGCCGCGGGUUGAGCAGUUUGGGAAGGAUCGAGUGUGCUGGUUGAAGGGAGGGGAGGGGGUAGAGCAGUACGUGGGUAACUUUUAUGGUGGUGAGGAGAAGAAGGCGGAAUGA